CCCGAAUGUGUUCCAUUUGAAAGAAAAAUAACAAAAAUAAAUUUCUCCAUAACCGGAAUCAAACCCUCAACAUUUUCCCCUAUAAAUUCUUAGCUGAACCGGGUCAACAACUUCAUCACUUCACUCAAAAACUCAAAAAAAAUGGCAAUUUCCACCAUAAAUUUCGGCAUUUUAGGCUGUGCAGACAUCGCACGUAAAGUCUCCCGCGCAAUACUCCUUUCACAAAUCGCCACACUCACAGCAAUCGGAAGCCGUUCACUGGAAAAAGCAAAUAAAUUCGCCGCCGAGAACAAUUUCCCAGCGACGGCUAAAGUAUACGGAAGCUAUGAAGAAGUUGUAAAUGACCCGAACGUCGAUGCAGUAUACGUGCCUUUACCAACGAGUUUACAUGUGCAGUGGGCUGUUCUUGCAGCCGAGAAGAAGAAGCACUUGUUGUGUGAGAAGCCUGUUGGAUUGAAUGUUGAAGAAGUUGAUGUUAUACUGAAAGCGUGUGAGAGUAAUGGGGUGCAGUUUAUGGAUGGAACUAUGUGGAUGCAUCAUCCUCGUACGGCUAAGAUGAGGGAGUUUCUUAAUGAUGAAGGCCAAUUUGGACAACUUAAAUCGGUAAACACUUGUUUCACAUUUGCUGCUGAUCCCAAUUUCCUUGAAAAUGACAUUCGUGUAAAACCAGAUCUUGAUGCUCUUGGUGCUCUUGGAGAUGUUGGGUGGUAUUGCAUUAGGGGAAUUCUGUGGGCUACAGAUUUCGAGCUUCCCAAAUCAGUAGUCGCUUUACGCAACCCUGUGCUGAACAAGGCGGGAGUGAUUAUAUCAUGCGGUGCUUCUUUAACGUGGGAAGACGGGAAGGUGGGAACUUUUCACUGCUCUUUCCUAUCCAACUUGACAAUGGAUUUAACCGCUGUUGGAACGAAGGGCACGUUGCACCUUCAUGACUUUGUUAUCCCUUAUGAGGAGCACAAAGCUUCGUUUAUCUCAGCAGUAGAAUCUGGAUUUAAAGAACUUGUUACAGGGUGGGAACCAAAACCAAGCGAGCACACAAUCACGGCAGACAUUCCCCAAGAAGCUCUCAUGGUGAGGGAAUUCUCAAGGCUGGUUGGACGUAUUAAAAAUGAAGGCGCAAAACCUGAGAAAAAGUGGCCAACUCUUAGCAGGAAGACAACUCUGGUUUUGGAUGCUGUUAAGGCAUCAAUUGAAAAAGGUUUCGAACCUAUGGAGAUUGUAAGUUGAUGAUUAUAAGGUAUUCUGGUUGUUACCAAUGCUAUUGUCACAAAGAUUGGAUUCUUCUGUAAAUUGUUGUUAAGAUUUAAAUGUUUCGACAUUCUUCUAUGGCUGCAUCCAAUAAAUAAUCAAACUUUGUGUAAGACCCCAUAAAAAUUUCAACGAAUUUAUUUUUGACC
Messenger RNA from Capsicum annuum, 1394 nucleotides. RefSeq lists its product as uncharacterized. The transcript has 2 exons. The record is from RefSeq and is a predicted model, not a curated record. NCBI's taxonomy places the organism in Eukaryota, Viridiplantae, Streptophyta, Magnoliopsida, Solanales, Solanaceae. Gene Ontology annotation, molecular function: nucleotide binding. The coding region runs from base 142 to 1224 and encodes 360 amino acids.